AUGACAACAAACAAACGUAAACAAAGAAAGGAAAGAAAAGAAAAGAGUCUUGUGUCUACGAAUACUAACAAAAAGUGGGUUUAAAGAGAAGCAAGGUUAUCGUUAAAAAAGAGAAUAGAGAGAAGAAACGAAUUUCUGUUUUCUUUGUUUAGAGAAUUUCUUUGUUCAUGGUGUUCUUUGUUCUCAGAGCGGAAUUUGCAACACCACACAUUCCUUCCAUUCAUCCCUCUAGCACUUGUUGAAAUUGAAAGUGAGAGAGAACAAAAAAAAAAGGCAUCCGUUUGAAAAGACAUUCAUUGUGGAUUUUCCUUUCAGUUUCCAUUCGUUCGACAUAUCAUUUUAACUACGAUUCAUUCAAAGCAUAAUUAUUCUAUACGCGCGUGUAGUGUACUUGAGCUGGACUGACCUUAAGGACUUGACUAGUUGGUCCCAUCAUUCGUUUAUUGCAUUGGCUUUUUUUAGGAACGCGUGUUUCCUGUGGUUCAUUAUAGAAUUUCUUGUUUUUCAUCAUUGUAUUUUUUAAGAAAUUUUCUUGUUUCUUACAAACGAAUUUUUGCUACGCGUUUUUUUAGUCAAAUCUCCAAUUGACGUUUCCAAGGCUCCAGACUUGACUAGGAUCCAACGGAUUACAUAAAACCCAACGUACUCAAAAAAAUUUUUUUCUUUUUUUUUUCUUUUCUUUCUACUAUUUUAUUUUAGUAUUCUUUUAUUUUCCUUGUUGGUUGUAUUUUGCUUUUUCUUGAUCUCUUGAUUUAUUUUCGUUUUUUUUUUUUCUUUUCAUUGAUUUUCAACUUUGGGGUUUUUCCCUUUUUCCAUGCUUUAGGUGUUUUUGUUCGUUUCAUUCUACUUAUUAUUUUGACCGACUUUGACUUCCUGAGAAAAGGAUCCUAUACUCUUCUUUUUCAUUUUUGCUCUACAAACCAUUCUUGAUUGACAGCGAGUUUGAACUCUACGUUAGUUUUCUAUUCCUCUUGGUUGCUUCGUCAUACUUUUUUUUUCAUUUUACUGAAGGAUUUCCUUUUGAUUAUCCAUUCGUAGUCUACUUUUGUGAUUGAAGGCUUCUCUUUUUCGUGAAAUCGCUCGCUUAUCGACAAGUAAUUCGGCAGGAAUACUGACAAGAAUUCUUUGCCUCUCUUCCUAAAACUGUCAUUGCGUAUAUUUCGCCCCUUUAUUGUCCUUCUCAUUCCUUCCUUUUUCUUUUUCAAACUGAUUCUUGUUUUGUUCUGCUGGUCUUUAUGAACAUCCUAUAUCCUAAUUCAAUCUAAUCCCGUCUCUAUUUUAUUAUCGGCCGAUAUCUAGCUAAUUCUUUCAUUUUAGAGUAAAUCUCAAUAAUCAGUCGUGCUCAUCUACGUUCGUUCACGAAAUUCCUCCUAACCUCUAUUCUUUUUCUAUCUAACAACCGAUUCAACCCGGUUCUUACCGCCUAAACAUGCGUUUAGCUCCUGAAGAUCGUAUAGGUGAAACGUUGGAUGAUUCCUUGCGGUUUAUUUCUGUAAUUGGCGUUGGCGCGUAUGGAGUUGUUUAUAAAGCAGAAGAUCUGUACGACGGCACGUUAUAUGCAGUCAAGGCACUGUGCAAAGACGGACUGGAUGCGAAGCAAAAACUGCUACAGUCCAGAGAACUUUAUUUGCAUGCACGUGUGCAGUCUCACCCCAAUAUAUUGUCUUUAUACCGUGUCUUGGACACUGAAGAUACGAUUUAUGUUAUUUUGCAAUACUGCCCUGACGGCGACUUAUUUACCUGCAUUACUGAAAAAAAUUUAUACCGAGGCAAUGAUUCCUUGAUAAAACACGUCUUUAGUCAACUUAUCAGUGCUGUUCAGCAUUGCCACUCUGUUGGCAUCUACCAUCGUGAUUUAAAGCCCGAAAAUAUACUCGUAGACGAUGAGGGGCGCACAGUUUACUUGGCUGAUUUUGGCCUUGCAACUACAGAUGACUACUCAAGUGACUUUGGUUGCGGCAGCUUGUUUUACAUGUCUCCAGAAUGUCAGCGUGAGGCAUCCAACUCAAGCACACUUCCGUCUUCAGGUUAUAAAGUUCAUACACCAAUGACGAAUGAAUCAUCCGAUAAUUCUUCCACAGUAUUUGCUACAGCAUCAAACGAUGUUUGGGCGUUAGGCAUCAUAUUAAUCAACUUGUGUUGCCAAAGAAAUCCAUGGAAGCGUGCAUGUUCGCAAACAGACGGCACUUAUCGUUCCUACGUACAAAAUCCGUCAACCCUAUUAUCCAUUCUCCCCAUAAGCCGAGAAUUAAACUCCUUGCUAAAUCGCAUAUUUGACCGAAAUCCGAAAACUAGAAUAGGAUUAUUGGAGCUCUCAACCAUUGUCAGUAAUUGUAAAACGUUUACGCGAAGAAUGCGCCCAGCUCCUUUAGUCUCGUCAAAAUACCUUGCUUACCAACGUCAACAGCAGCAGGAAUUAAGAAAGCUGCAAGAAGCAAAUGGUUAUAUGAACUCGGCAUAUGCACCUAAUGCACAUAUUGGCCUUCCUUGGCCUCCGACUCCUCAUCUCCCAAAUCAAUGGAAGUCCCCUUAUACUCCUACGCUUCCUGUUCCCUUUCCGGUUUUAACGCCAAACUCUGCCACCUCUCCUGAGUAUAAUGUGCCGAUUACUGCGCCAUUAUUUGCAACCGACACGAAUUGGCCUUGCCAUAACUCACAAGCUGUAAAUUACCUUCCUCCUACACCUAUCCCCUCUCAAAAUGACUCUGAAGUUUCAGGAUACCCUGCACAGAGAGCGCCCGUAGCUGCUGCUUCUCCGUAUGCCUCUGGAUUUGUGUUAUGUCCAGCACCACCCGGUCGAAGCCCUAAUAUGAUAGAUGCACCUCGAAAGUCACUAUAGGUUUAUAUGGUUCCCUUAUACUUUUUCUCUACGUUGUUUAGUUUCCUCUAUUUUAAUAUGCUUCUUGCUUAUACCAAGUAGCUUUUAUUCGCUAAUGUAUUUGUAUUAUUUAUAUAUUUUUGCAAGUGUUACAUUUGCUUUUAAUUUCCCUUUUUUAUGAUUUACUUGUUCUAAUGAAUUGCAUUCUCUUAAA
Molecule: messenger RNA, 3032 nt
Organism: Schizosaccharomyces cryophilus OY26
Lineage: Eukaryota; Fungi; Ascomycota; Schizosaccharomycetes; Schizosaccharomycetales; Schizosaccharomycetaceae
Product: RAN protein kinase Ran1
Exons: 1
Coding region: 1430-2839 (469 amino acids)
Biological process (GO): protein phosphorylation
Molecular function (GO): protein kinase activity; ATP binding
Source: RefSeq, a predicted model, not a curated record